AUGACCAAUUACGACCUGUUGCAGCUGAAUGACCCAUCGCUGCUUCAUGAGGCUUCAUUGCUGAAUGGAAAAUGGGUGCAAGCUCAAUCGGGCAAGACAUUCGAUGUUGAAGAUCCCGGCUCCAGACAAGUCUUUGCCGCCUGUCCCACAAACGAAGUCGCCGAUGUAGACCAAUACGUCGUCACCUCCCAAAAAGCCUUCGAGGGCUACCGAUUGGAGAACCCGCGCACACGAGCCAAGAUUCUGCUCAAGUGGCACGAGCUGAUCGCCAAUGCACGCGAAGACAUCGCCAAGAUCAUGGUCUACGAGACUGGCAAGCCCAUGGUGGAAGCCCUCGGCGAAGUCGACUAUGCCUUGGGCUUUGCAUGGUGGUUCGCGGGCGAAGCUGAGCGCAUUCGGGGCUCAGUUGCGCAGCCUUCAAUCUCAGACCGGCGCACAUUCGUCAUUAAGCAGCCCAUCGGAGUUAGCGUGGCUCUUGUCCCGUGGAAUUUCCCAGUUGCUAUGAUUAUCCGAAAGGUCGCUGCCGCUCUGGCCGCUGGGUGCUCGAUGAUCGUGAAGCCUUCGCCGGAGACUCCUCUCAGUGUUAAUGCGCUUGCAGACCUUGCCAUCCGCGCUGGACUGCCCGCUGGCGUUUUGAAUGUGAUUUCCACCGACAAUGAGAAUACGCCCGCUGUUAGCGAGAGGCUCUGCAAGCACCCUUUGGUGCGGAAGGUGACAUUCACUGGAAGUACGAGGGUGGGCAGUAUCGUGGCGAAGCACUGCAGCGAAGGGCUGAAGAAGGUCACCAUGGAAUUGGGUGGCAACUGCCCCUUCAUCGUCUUCGACGAUGGAGACCUCGAACAGGCCGUGAAUGCAUUGAUGAUUCUCAAAUGGCGCACUGCGGGCCAGGCGUGUACACACGCCAAUCGCGUCUAUGUGCAAAGCGGCGUGCAUGACAAAUUCACACGGAUGAUUACCGAGGCAACGACUCAAAAGAUUCGUGUCGGGCAUGGAACUGAUCCCUCAACGACGAUGGGUCCUCUGACGACUAGCCGUGGCAUUGAGAAGCUGGAGCGCCAUGUGAAAGAUGCCGUUAAGCGCGGCGGCAAGGUUCUCUGUGGUGGAAAGAAGCCUGCACAAUUGAACGGACAUUUCUUCGAGCCGACUAUUAUCUCGGGUAUGACCUCGGAGAUGCUGACUACCCGGGAGGAAAUCUUCGGUCCGUUGCUGGGGCUCUAUAAGUUUGAUACGGAGGAAGAGGCUGUACAGAUGGCUAACGAUACUUCCAUGGGGUUGGCCUCUUACUUCUUUACCAAGAGCGUUGAUCGGACUUGGAGACUCCUCGAGAAUCUCGAGGCUGGAAUGAUUGGCAUGAAUACAGGCAACUCGUCUUGCGCCGAGUCUCCGUUUGGCGGUAUCAAGGAGUCUGGUUAUGGCAAGGAAGCUGGCAAAGAUGUUGCGAUCGAGGAAUACUUGAUUUCCAAGACUGGAACUUUGACAGUUGGGGCAUGA
Molecule: messenger RNA, 1491 nt
Organism: Penicillium cinerascens
Lineage: Eukaryota; Fungi; Ascomycota; Eurotiomycetes; Eurotiales; Aspergillaceae
Product: NAD-dependent succinate-semialdehyde dehydrogenase
Exons: 3
Coding region: 1-1491 (496 amino acids)
Molecular function (GO): succinate-semialdehyde dehydrogenase (NAD+) activity
Source: RefSeq, a predicted model, not a curated record